Molecule: messenger RNA, 1747 nt
Organism: Rhopalosiphum maidis (corn leaf aphid)
Lineage: Eukaryota; Metazoa; Arthropoda; Insecta; Hemiptera; Aphididae
Exons: 2
Coding region: 1331-1702 (123 amino acids)
Source: RefSeq, a predicted model, not a curated record
AGUCAAUAUACUUAAUCAAAUUAUCAAAAUGUUUGGGGCUAGCCAUUUGGGAGGGGGGCUAAAGCCCGUUAGCCACCCCUUUGAGUAUAAUUAUGAACUCUGUUAUCUAAUGUUCUAUCAAUAAGACGUCCAUUUUGUCAACUAGCAGUCUUAUAUUAAUUACCCAUUAGAGAGUACGCUGGACUUGACAAUUUCGAGGAAAGCUAUAGAACUUGACUAACCUAUUACCGUUAUGAUCGUGAUAAUUCAAUUAUAUUAUAUUAUGAUGAUUCAGCGUGACUGAAAUGUUUUUUUCUAGUUUAGUAGUAGUUUCUAGUCGUACUCUAUAAUGGGUAAUUAAUAUAAGACUGCUAGUUGACAAAAUGGACGUCUUAUUGAUAGAACAUUAGAUAACAGAGUUCAUAAUUAUAAUUUAUAAACACACGGAAAUCAAUACAGAUUUCUGAAAAAAAUUAUUUUUAGGCCCUCAUGUUCACCCCCCCCCCACCCCACCAACAACUAAACGCCAUACCUGCUAUAACCUCGUGAGCACUAAUUUAUUUACUCUUAAUAAACAUUUGUUAAUAGUUUAUAUAUUCAUAAUAUACGAUCAUAAAUUAUUGGAACGAUACCCUACGGGAUUCACAAAUCACAACACAACAGAUAUGACCAUUUUACUGUUUCACAUUCUAUAAAUUUGAAUUUUAUGGUAAGAUUCGCAUAUUGUUAUAAGUACAUUCACAACGAAUAAGUCGUGAGAAAUUGUUCAAUUAGUUUUUGUGCCGUACAAAAUUCAAACGUGAACAAAUUUAACCGGUUAUGAUAAACAGAAAAGAUCUUAAGUAAUUGAUUAUUAUCGUUGUUGCUUCAAUUUGGACGGACUGGAACCCUAUAGGCUAUAUACCAUAUCCACAUAAUGUAUAGCGACACAGCGCCGACGCAUCGAACGUCACGCUCAAGUUCACGUAUAUAUGCGAACUCUGAGUUGAUUGGAGUACGACCCACCUAAAGGUUUUUUUUAUAAAUACGAGUACUGAGUGUGCACUUAUUUUAAUGUCGCAGUUAGAACAGCAUACUACAUAUUAUAUCUGCUGUAUUGUUUAGCCUUUUAUCGUUUUGACCGCCGAGUGUUCGUUUUUUAUGACUUCAGAUUUACGUUUACGUGUACUAUAUUUCACAGCGAUUAAAAACGGAGGGUAAUUUAAAAUAAUAUAAGUAAGUAGUUUUAAUAAAAUAUAUUUUUUAAUGCACAUCAUAUAAAUAAUAUAAAAAAGGUACUACAAACGCAGUAUUAUUUUCCGUUUCGGCGUAUUUUCGUAUAAUAUAAUAGAAAAUAUAUACAUCAUAAAUCAUGGGUUUUAUAGACAAAUCGGUCUCGUUUUCUAUUGUGCUUUUGAUCAACUGCAUACUGUCUGUAAAGUCUGACAACUGUCAACCUCUCAUCGAUUUGAUCACCACCAACAAAUUGUACAUUCUAAACGCAUCGGAAAUAGUAGUGUUUUUCCCAAUCGAUUUCAAAUUCACACAGCCAGAUUUUAGUGCCGUUUGCUCGAGCGGUAACUGCAUUACGACAAACGAAGUAUCGUACAAGAACAUACAACUGACAUCGCUUUCUCAUACAGAUUUGGAAAUUUGUGAUGAAAUCAUGCACCAAAAAAAAUACCUUUAUGACUUACUCGAUAGUGUACGGUCAUUAUUUCAAAAUCUCAAAUCCGGGUUGUGAACGAACAAAAAUGCUUUUCAGAGCGAAUGUAGCGAUUAUAAAAGG